This is a messenger RNA of Monoraphidium neglectum, 1062 nucleotides long. RefSeq lists its product as hypothetical. Lineage: Eukaryota; Viridiplantae; Chlorophyta; Chlorophyceae; Sphaeropleales; Selenastraceae. The record is from RefSeq and is a predicted model, not a curated record. Gene Ontology annotation, biological process: lipid metabolic process. Bases 1 to 1062 code for a protein of 353 amino acids. The transcript is spliced from 6 exons.
AUGCUCCAGCGAACCCUGCUGUUCCUGCUGCCCGUCCACCCGCGCUCGCCGCGAUGGGGCAAGCCGCCGACUCUGGGUUGGAACCUGCUGGUUUUGCUGGGCAAGGUGGCGCUGCAGGCGGUGGUGGCGCUGCUGCUCACAUACGUCUCGCUGCACCCCUUCCUGGUGCACAGCCUCUGGGCUGUGUGCAUCUGGAACCUGGUGGCGAUGGGGGUGGAUAUCCUGGUGCCGUUUGUGCAGUACGUGAUGGGCAUGCCCCUCAACCCCUCCAUGAACCAGCCCUACCUGUCAGUCACGAUCCAGGAGUUUUGGUAUAACCUCGUGACCACCACCUGCCUCCGCCAGUCGAUCUACGAGCCGAUCAUCGACGGCUCGUUGAUGCGCCAUCCGCCGAAGGCCGACGGGGCCCCCAGCAAAGGCGGGCGGGCUGCUGAGGUCGUCAUUGCACGCCAGGCAUCUCUGGCCACCGCCUUCGCCCUCGCGACGCAGCACUCUGUCGUCGGUGCCGCCGCCGCCGCGGCGGCCGCGGCGGCCGCCAGCGCGGGCCUCGUGGCCGGCGACAGCGCGAGCGCGGCCGGCAGCAGCGGCAGCAGCAGCAGCACGGCGAGCGACACAGAGACUGACACGGACGGCUCCAGCGAGGGCGACCAGGCGGCGCGGCGCUCGGGCGACGCUGCCGGCGGCGGCGGCGGCGCGGGGCUGCGGCGCCGGAAGCCCGCGGCCCUGGCGCGCGGGGACGACGUGGCGGCGCUCGUGGGCUCGGACCAGGGGGAAGCUGUUGGCAGCGUCAAGGUCGGGAAGCUUCCGCAGCUGCAGGCGCCCUUGAAGCUCGCCCCGCCGCCGGCAUCUGGCGCGCCCGCGCCGGUUCCUGAGUGGCGGAAGAGCCUGGCUACGUUCAUGGUGUUCUUCAUGAGCGGAGUGAUGCACGAGGGGCUGAUCUGGUACAUGUGUCACGCCAACGGCUACCGGGACACGGGGAAGUACGUGUUUGGGCCUGUCAUGGCUUUCUUCGUGCUGCAGGUGAGGGGCCCGCGCGAGGGGCCCGCCUGCCGGCGUGUGUGA